AUGAACAGCAGUAUCUCUGAGUCUGCGCUUAUUUCCUAUGCAGCUGCGCCAAUGUCGGGCAGCGUGGUGGAUGCUUCGUACGCAAAGUCUGGAGAGCUUCUCGCCUGCGCUCUGGACUCUGGCGAUCUGGUCUUUCACAACGCAGUCAAGAACAAGCAGUUUGCACCUCUGAAAACCUCUGCUAAAGAGCCUUUUCUAGUGGAGUUCUUGGACUCUGAGCUGCUGGUGCACACCUCUGGGGCUAAUCUGGAAGUGGUGAACUUGAAAAAAGAAGAGUAUGUCAGCCUUUUCUCCGCGCACACAUCGCCUGUGUACAGCGUGUCUACUUCUUCGAUGUUUCGCAAUACAAUAUCUGCUGCCUCGAAUGAAGCCUACAUGUGGGACAUCCGAGAGAAGAACCCGCACGCAAAAAUUCCUGUGCAGGGCAAGCCCAUAGUCAAAUACUCACCAGAUGGGAAAAUAUUCAUGAUACUCUUUGAAGAGAGAAAUGAAAUGGCUUUGUACGAUGUGCGGUCCUACACAGCAGGGCCAUACAAAACAAAGAAAAUAGCAGCCAGUGGGUACAGCGAUAUGCACUUCUCUCCAGAUGGCUUUGGAAUGGUUUUAUUCCAGGAAGAUGGAUUUAGCAUUGCAGAUGGAUUCAGUGGGGACGUAACACUGUAUCUACCUAGCGAAUUUUCCAUGGGCGGGUGUUUUACGCAGGACAGCAGAUCCUUCAUAUACACCACAGGGCCCAGCGAGAUCUCCAUGGCUACUAUUCCCGAAACAAAAAGUGUGCCCAUUUUCUCUGUAAAUGACGGGUCUCUCAUCACCUCUCUGCGAUACAACCCUUGUUUCGAGCAAAUAGCAGUAAUUCACAAGCAGCUCACGUUCUUGCAGAACUCCAACUAG
This is a messenger RNA of Nematocida minor, 891 nucleotides long. Its product is annotated as COMPASS component SWD2. The record is from RefSeq and is a predicted model, not a curated record. The transcript has a single exon. Gene Ontology annotation, molecular function: chromatin binding; protein binding. Bases 1 to 891 code for a protein of 296 amino acids. Gene Ontology annotation, cellular component: Set1C/COMPASS complex. Lineage: Eukaryota; Fungi; Microsporidia.